This is a messenger RNA of Aspergillus niger, 1596 nucleotides long. RefSeq lists its product as uncharacterized. Gene Ontology annotation, cellular component: nucleus. Gene Ontology annotation, molecular function: ATP binding; DNA binding; single-stranded DNA helicase activity. Bases 1 to 1596 code for a protein of 531 amino acids. NCBI's taxonomy places the organism in Eukaryota, Fungi, Ascomycota, Eurotiomycetes, Eurotiales, Aspergillaceae. The record is from RefSeq and is a predicted model, not a curated record. The transcript has a single exon. Gene Ontology annotation, biological process: regulation of DNA repair; DNA-templated DNA replication; DNA repair.
AUGGUGUCUUGUCCCAUCUGCAGCCAGUCCGUCUCGUCCCUAAAGAUUAACGACCACAUCGAUUCCGACUGCCAGAACUUUAUCGAAGAGCCGCCCAGCUCGGGGGAGACUCCCGCCACUCAGAAAGCUCCGGUUCCCAGCUUCUUCCAGCCAGCCUCUGCUAAGAAAGCUUCUGCCCAGUCUGCUCAGGCAAAUGGACAGCGAGAUCAAAAUGUGACUUCCUCCCCACUGCGCAAUGUCAACGGCAAACGGGCGACGCCGCACGAUGCCAACUCAUCGGAGGUAUACGAGAGAUCCGGGCCCAGCCAACCGUCGAGCGAACCAAAGAAGCCAAAAGUUAGCGCCUUGCAAAAGGCUGCGCCUUUACCGGAACGCAUGCGUCCUCGGACUCUUGACGAUGUCUGCGGACAAGAGCUUGUAGGGCCAAACGGAGUGCUUCGGGGCUUGAUUGAGCAAGAUCGGGUUCCGAGUAUGAUUCUUUGGGGUGGUCCAGGAACAGGAAAAACAACCAUUGCUCGCGUGAUUGCUUCGAUGGUUGGUAGCCGCUUCGUUGAGAUCAACAGUACCAGUUCGGGAGUUGCGGAGUGCAAGAAAAUCUUCUCCGAUGCGAAAAGUGAGCUCGGUCUGACGGGACGGAAGACCAUCAUUUUCUGUGACGAGAUUCAUCGAUUCUCCAAGUCUCAACAAGACGUAUUUCUGGGACCAGUAGAAAGUGGGCAGGUAACGCUUAUUGGUGCUACCACGGAGAACCCUUCUUUCAAGGUGCAGAACGCUCUGCUGUCCCGGUGUCGGACUUUUACUCUUUCCAAACUUACAGACGAAGAUAUCAAAUCGAUCCUUCAUCGAGCACUACGGCUGGAGGGGCCGAACUAUUCGCCUUCGGAAUUGGUCGAUGAAGAAUUGAUUGAUUACUUGGCCAGGUUCGCCGAUGGCGACGCGCGGACGUCCCUUAAUCUUCUAGAGCUCGCCAUGGAUCUGUCGAAACGGCCUGGAAUGACCAAGGAUGAGAUCAAGCGGUCAUUGACUAAGACCCUUGUCUAUGAUCGGGCCGGGGAUCAACACUACGAUACCAUUUCCGCUUUUCACAAAUCCAUCCGGGGGAGCGAUCCGGAUGCGGCGCUUUACUAUCUUGCUCGCAUGAUCCAGUCGGGAGAAGACCCCCUCUAUAUCGCUCGACGUCUCAUCGUCGUCGCUUCGGAGGACAUUGGGCUUGCGGACAACAGCAUGCUCACGCUAGCCAUCUCGACCCACGCGGCUGUGGAAAAGAUCGGCCUACCGGAGGCACGGAUCAAUCUGGCACAUGCGACCGUUGCCAUGGCACUCUCAAAGAAGAGCACGCGGUCGUACCGCGGCCUGAACAAUGCAUUUGCUGCGCUAGCAGAGCCCGGCGUUGCUGGGCUGCCUGUUCCGAUCCAUCUGCGCAAUGCGCCGACUCGGUUGAUGAAGGAGCUCGGAUACGGCAAGGAAUACAAGUAUAAUCCUAACUAUGUCGACGGGGAGGUCGUCCAGGACUAUCUCCCGGAAAAGAUUUUGGGACGGAAGUUCUUGGAGGAUCCCGAUCUAGGACAUCAGGUGGACCCAGAUCUCAUGAGGUAG